AUGCUAAAAGAAAGAGCUGCUACGAGGCACGCCUUGAAGUUGGAGCUGCCUGAUGUGCCCUUCGAUGACGAGCUCCUGGAGCACUUGGCCACAGUGGACACGGAGGCCAAAGAUGCCCUGGAGGCUUGGCUGCCCUUCCUCAUCUCACAUUCCGUGGCCUCUGACGAAGAAAGUGCCAGCGAAGUGUUCCGAAGAUUGGCUGCGAGGCUCCAAUCCCUGGCGAGGCAGUCAGAAGACUUCGGGGCCCGGUCCAGCAGCCCGCGGCCAUCACAGCCCUCACGGCCUGAGGCGUCGACUGCUACGGAGCAGGGGGCUCCGCCGAUUCCUGGCCUGGAGGAUUGGCUUGAGACACUUUCACUGUCAGCGUAUUUGCCAAAGGCUCGCGCCUGGUGCUCCAAAGUGGGUGUGGCUACGCUGCAGCAGGUCAUGGAGAAAUGGGAGGAGCUGGCUACGGAGCUCCAGCUAAAGGAACUGCCGAAGCGGCGUAUGAGGAAGGCCGUGGAGGCCUGGCGACCAUCGAACUCAGUUCUCGUUUCAGCAGCGGCGUGCGACAGAGAUGACAGGACCAGUGCAGAUCAAAUCGCACGAGCUAGUGCUGAGAGGCGCUUGUUUGGUCCCGACGACGACCCGUACGUAGUCUUGGACAAGCUCGGCGGAGGUGGCCAGGGAACAGUACAUCGAUGUUGGAGGCCGAAGCACAAGGGCGAGGAGUUCGCGGUGAAAAAGAUUGCGCUCCAAAAGCAAUUCAGGCUUCAGCGCGAUGCUGACCGUACCAAGGAGAAACUGAAAGCAGAAGCGAACAUCUUGUUUUCCCUCCGACACUCACACAUUGUGCAGCUCUUCGACGUUGUCGAAACGAAGGAGUGGCUCUACUUGGUCAUGGAGUUGGUAGAGGGGGGUGAGCUUUUCGACCACAUCGUCAAGCACAAGUACAAGCACUUGUCUGAGCAUGAGGCGCGAUACGUCUUCCUGCAGUUGGCAGAUGCGUUGAGAUACAUCCACUCCAAGGGUGUGGUGCACCGGGACUUGAAGCCAGAAAAUAUCCUUGUGGAUCGCAAGGCAUCCAGAAACGGCUUGCUUGAGGUCAAGAUCACGGACUUCGGGUAUGCGAAGCUGGUGGACGAUGGUUACAGCACUGCUCUCACCCAGGUUGGGACCCCGCAAUAUUGGGCACCCGAGGUUUCGGAUGCCGGAGUCUGUGCAAGAGGUUACGACGAGCGUGUGGAUCUUUGGAGCCUGGGCGUCGUGCUCUAUGUCAUGUUGGAGGGCGUAUACCCUUUCAGCAGCGAGGAGCAGAUAAAGCAGGCCAGCUUCAAGUUCCACCAACCCACCACAGCGACAGCCAAAGACUUGAUCCGAGCAUUGAUCCAAGUACGCCCGGAGGACCGGCUUGGCUUGGACGAUUGCCUCAAGCACAGCUGGGUCACGACGGAUACUCGCUUGGCUUCGACGCUGAAGCCCAGCGGCCCAGAGGGUGACAUCGAAUGCUUUAACUUGGGCCGUGAACCCUCCAAUGUGGUUGAGCUCAAGAGCGAGUUGCAGAAGUUCAUGACCAAGUUCAAAGUCUCCGCACAACUGAAGAAGCGGCAGGUGGAGGUGACAUGGUCGAAGAAUGUGGACAGAGAGGCCACGCAGCGCUAA
Messenger RNA from Symbiodinium natans, 1641 nucleotides. The record is from the annotation of a GenBank genome assembly. Lineage: Eukaryota; Dinophyceae; Suessiales; Symbiodiniaceae.